Molecule: messenger RNA, 3456 nt
Organism: Pectinophora gossypiella (pink bollworm)
Lineage: Eukaryota; Metazoa; Arthropoda; Insecta; Lepidoptera; Gelechiidae
Exons: 7
Coding region: 45-1163 (372 amino acids)
Source: RefSeq, a predicted model, not a curated record
GUCAAUACUGUCAUUCACUUUUUGUGGUUUCUCGAACGGGCGAAAUGUCUGAAACUGCCGGAGAUAAUUCAAAACUACGAGUCUUGGUCCUAGGAGGGUGCGGUUUCAUCGGCCGGAACCUCGUGGAGUACCUGGUGACCAAUGACUUGGUGAGCUCCUUGCGUGUGGUGGACAAAACUCCACCACAGCUCGCGUUUCUGAACCCGGCACAUACUAAAGUUUUCGAAGACCCCCGCGUAGAAUACAAGAGUGCGAAUCUCAUCAACCCGACAUCAUGCGCCGCGGCGUUAGACCCCGGCGAUGCCCCGUGGGGUUUGGUAGUGAACUGUGCUGGGGAGACGCGGGGUGGGCAGACAGAAGCGGUGUACGCUGAGGGCAUCGUCACGCUCAGCGCCAACGUGGCUAGGCAGUGCGCCAAGAUGACUGCGCGGCUCGUCGAGAUCUCCAGCGGCCAUAUGUAUAGUACUGACAAGCCGCACAAGGAAGAUGGCCCAGUGGACCCGUGGACGGUGGAGGGGCGAAUGAAGAGCAAAGUGGAGAAGGAGUUGAAGAGGCUGGAGCCUGACCUGAACUACACCGUCAUACGACCAGCCAUCGUGUACGGCAUUGGGGACAGGAGGAGUCUUACUCCACGGCUCCUCUAUGGUGGCAUAUACAAGCACCUAGGGGAGACAAUGAAGCUGCUGUGGACAGCCGACCUGAAGAUGAACACAGUCCAUGUGAGGGACGUGUGCCGCGCUAUAUGGACCCUGGGCAACCGGCCUGAGGCCAGACACCAAACUUACAACGUCGUGGACGAAGCCAACAGCACUCAAGGGAGCCUCGCUGAGCUGGUCUCCGAGAUAUUUGGCAUCAAUCAUGACUACUACGGUACUGCAAUCUCUACUUUGGCCAAGAACGACAUAGCGUCAGUGGCGGAGGAGGCUAACGACAAGCACCUGACGGCGUGGGCGGCCAUCUGUCGCGCGUACAGCGUGCAGCACACGCCACUGGAGCCCAGCGCCGGCGCCGAGCUGCUGCUCAACAAGCACCUCUGCCUGGACGGCAGCCGCGUGCGGGACCUCGUGCCGCUGGACGUGCCCAAACCCACCAAGGAUAACUUGCUUCAGGUGUUGGAAGACUACGCUUCGAUGAAUCUCUUCCCAAAAGAACUCCUGCUAUGACCACAGACAACGUAAACACCACUUACACAACCCCAAAACCAAGUCAAUUUGUGUAAACCCACGCUUAUGAUACGAUUACUUUGCUUGUGUAUAGUUAUGUAUGGUCUAAGAAGACCAGGUAUGCUCAAAAGAGACAGCUAACAUUUCAAGGUUAGCCCAGCUGACGUCAUCCCACCCUGCGUUGCCAUUUCGGUAAAAAUAAAUUACCCACGACCAAUGUUUUUAAUUUACUUUGUAAGGAAAUUUUGAACUUUUAGCAAAAGAUUUACCUACAGUUUUAAUAUUUUUUAUAUUUUGACAAGUAAUAGUAAUUAAAUACAUAAGUAAUUCAAUUAAUUAGUAAUUCAAUUUUCAAUAAUAAAUUAAAGCACAUAAUAACGGGUUCUUACCGCGUUUAAAUGGGGAUAUGGAGACUUCAAUAAUAAAAUUUACGUCCUUCGAAUGUUGGAGAUACCAAUAUUACCAAUUUAAUGGUAACACUUAGGUUCGUCAUCAAAGGGCUAGCAAUGGCGGCUUGUCAUAGGAUUGAGCAUACGUGAUUUUCUUGUGCCAUGGUAUUAUGAAUGGAUUUUUAACUCUAAGUGUAACCCGAUUUUUAAAAUAUAAACAGUGUACGUCCCUCUGCUCGGCACAUGCCUCCCCUCGUCCAUUAAACAGAGUAUCUUCGUUUUAUAGUAAAAAACACGGGAGCGACUCUUUGAAAGAUCACAUUUUUGUGUAAUUACACCCUACUACUCUUCAACAAAAACUCUAUUUAUUUAAAUUAAUAUCAAUACUUAACCUGUAUUGGGCUGGUUUUCCCUUCUGGUUGGAAGGCCAGACAGGCAGUCGCUUUUGUAAAAAACUAUACCUGUCAAAUCUUCAGGUAAGGUUAGCGGACCCUGAGAAAAAUGUUGAUUUCAAUUAUUGUCAAUUUGGGUAAAGUUUAAACCACGAAUUUUUACUAAGCGUAACCAUUGCGAGGUUUUGUUAACAAAAAUCACAUUCGAAAGAUUUUUUAAAAAAGGCGAUGGUAUGGAGUAUGGAGCAUACUCCACCACGCUAUCAUAAAAUAAAGAAUAAUACUACGCAUGGAACGGUAACUCUCCCCUCGCACCAAUUCGUAUCGGGCGCCUGAUUAGAUUCACCUCACCCGCGGUCUUACUUUAGUCUAGUUGACCGUAAACCGCUAAGGAGUAAAAGAGCGCGCGGAAUAUGUCUCCCUCGCACUUAUGCGGAAGGCGGCACACGGUGACAAUGGGAUUUUUGUUUGUAACAUUACUCUAAUACGGGUCAACUUAGUUGUUUUUCGAAAUUGACUCCACCGAUGAACCUGGGGCAUCUUCAGUGGCCAAGGUGUCUAGCCAUUGCAUUGCUCUGCAGAGGUCGUAUAAAGAAUAAUGAAUGGUCGAAAUUAUGUCGUAAUUCUAGAUUUUGAAUUUCCAACUGUAAUCCAAUUUCGUACGUAUAUUUUUAAUUCUACCGCAUUUCUGUGAUAGAUGUAAUCAGUGAGAACUUACUUUAUAACUUACUCUCGGAAAAAAAUCUUGGCAAAAAGUAUUUUUGUAAAAAAAUCAAUGGACAAUAAGAUAAACGAAAUUGAGAUUUAGAACAAAAUGAUACUUACCACUAGUUUGUAAGGGAAUUAAGACUGGUAAUACCAAAAAGCAAUACUAAGGAUUUUGCUUUUUACUAAAUUUUUCUAACUUCGAAAUUUGUAAAUCAAUCUUUUCGGGUAAAUUAACAGUAACAUAAACAGCCUAUAUACGUCACAGACUUCCCCUCAACCACACAAGUCCACUGCAGGUUAGUGGAAACCUUAUCAAAUAUAAACUUGCAAUGGUGCUAAUUCCUGUAAACACCCAUCUAAUUUUAAGUUAUACCUGUCAUUUUCUUAUCCGCCGAAAAGGAAAGGGAUGGGUAAUCGACAAGCAUACAAUUUAUGGAACACACUUCAAUUUUAAGCACAAAUCUAAAACAACCGUCUAAACAUUUUACAUUGGCCAAUAACCCGACAAUUAUGUUGACAGCACACGUCAAACGGUUUGCAUACCAGCGAAAUACCUUUUUGAUUCGCCGGGGUUAUUCAUUCACUUACUCAUUCUUCCUAAAAUUAAUAGCUGUGAAUCAUCCGUCCCUCUCCUUUUCGGCGGUUAAGAAAAUGACAGGUAUAACUUAAAGUUAAAUUAGGAGGUGCCUGCAGGAAUCGGGGCCAAUAUUACCAUAAAGUGACACGUAGAAUGCGAACACAACGCAUACGAAAUAACCCGAAAGUGCAGGCUAAAGUUACGCGACAAUUUGAGCGGAAUCUAUA